Molecule: messenger RNA, 780 nt
Organism: Delphinapterus leucas (beluga whale)
Lineage: Eukaryota; Metazoa; Chordata; Mammalia; Artiodactyla; Monodontidae
Source: RefSeq, a predicted model, not a curated record
GGGGCCUGCCCUGCCCCCCUCCAGGCCAUGAUGAUUCUGCAAUUAAUCAUGUUUGCUCUGGUGACAGGACAUGUAGGGGGAGAGACCAGGAUCAAUAAAGGAUAUGAGUGCUCUCCUCAUUCCCAGCCGCCCUGGCAGGCGGCUUUGUUCCAGAAGACACAGCUGCUCUGUGGGGCAACCCUCAUCGCCCUCAAAUGUCUACUGACAGCAGCCCACUGCCACAAGCCCUGAUAUGUAGCUCAUCUGGGAGAACACAACCUCCAGUGACGGGAUGGCUGUGAGCGCACCCGAGCAGCCACUGAGUCCUUCCCCCACCCAGACUUCAACAGUAGCCUGCCCAACAAAGCCCACUGUGAUGACAUCACGCUCCUGAAUAUGGCGGCCCCAGCCUUCGUCAUCUGGGCCGUGCGACACAGGGUGUCAUCACACUGUAUCACUGCUGGCACCCGCUGCCUCAUUUCCGCCUGGGGCACCACGUCCAGCCCCCAGUUGCACCGUCCCCAUACCUGGCGAUGUGCCAACAUCACCAUCUUCGAGCACAAGUUGUGUGAGGACGCCUACCCUGGGAACAUCACAGACACCAUGGGAUGUGCCAGCGUUCGAGAAGAGGGCAAGGACUCCUGCCAGGGUGAUUCUGGGGGCCCACUGGUCUAUAAUGGGUCUCUUCAAGGCAUCAUCUCCUGGGGCCAUGAUCCAUGUGCUGUCAGCAGAAAGCCCAGGGUUUACACAAAGGUCUGCAAAUAUGUGGACCGGAUCCAGAAGACUAUAGAGAACAAUUAG